UAUGUCGCCUGCCAGCAGCCCGGCUAAAGCAGAUCAGACUGAGGACACUUGAGGAAUGGCCUCUGGACGGGAUGAAUCCAACACAACCAGGAAUCUGACCAACCAGUUCGUGCAGCCGGCGUGGCGCGUGGCGCUGUGGUCGGUGGCGUACAGCACGGUGCUGGCGGUGGCGGUUUUCGGAAACUUGAUUGUGAUGUGGAUUAUUCUGGCGCACAAGCGGAUGAGAACCGUCACCAACUAUUUCCUGCUGAACUUGGCUUUUGCUGAUGUGUCGAUGGCUGCGUUCAACACGCUCGUCAACUUCAUCUACGCGACGCACGGAGAGUGGUACUUUGGAGAGGUGUACUGCAGGUUUCACAACUUCUUCCCGGUCACCGCUGUGUUCGCCAGCAUCUACUCCAUGACCGCGAUAGCCCUCGACAGGUACAUGGCCAUCAUCCACCCCCUGAAGCCUCGUCUGUCGGCAAAGGCCACUAUGGGAGUUAUCGUCUGUAUCUGGAGUCUGGCCGUAGUUCUGGCCUUCCCUCUCUGCUACUACUCCACCACCCGAGCUCUGCCCCAGAGGACCCUGUGCUACGUGGCCUGGCCCCGAAUGGCUGGUGACCCCCUCAUGUAUCAUAUCAUAGUUACAGUUCUGGUCUACGUGCUGCCCCUAGUGGUGAUGGGCAUCACUUACACCAUCGUGGGCAUCACUCUGUGGGGAGGAGAGAUCCCAGGAGACUCAUCUGAUAACUAUCAUGGACAGCUCAGGGCUAAAAGGAAGGUGGUGAAGAUGAUGAUCAUCGUGGUGGUGACCUUUGCCCUCUGCUGGCUCCCCUAUCACGUCUACUUCAUUGUGACGGGUCUAAACAAGCAUCUGAGCAGAUGGAAGUACAUCCAGCAGGUCUACCUGUCAGUGCUGUGGCUGGCAAUGAGCUCCACCAUGUACAACCCCAUCAUCUACUGCUGCCUCAACAGCAGGUUCCGGGCCGGCUUCAAGCGGGCUUUCCGCUGGUGUCCCUUUGUCCAGGUGUCAAGCUACGAUGAGAUGGAGCUCCGAAACACAAGACAUCGACCGGGUCACCAGAGCAGCAUGUGCACUCUCUCUCGGGUCGACACCAGCAUCCUCAGCAAGGACAAGAGCAUUUGUUCUCGUGGACGUAGGUCAAGACUUAACUCUGAGCUCAAUAAUAAAGACAGUUAGUUGUCUUGACUGGACGCAGUCCAGCUCUAGGAUUAUUUUAACAGAUUAUAUUGAGCUGAGAAAUGCUGAUUGGACUGUUGAUAGUGUUAAUUAACUCUGAUGGGUGUGGUAAACGUUUUGAAGUCUGGGCAUAGUGUCUCUGAUGAUGUGACACACAGCUCACGGAGGCAAUUCAGGACAUGACACACAUAGUUUUAGAUACAGUGUGACUUACACUUUCCAAGGACAUUAUUAUCUCACAUGUUCAUCACGAAUAAUGUUCAUAAACCCUUGUUAACCCUUAAAAAUCAUAGAAAUAAGAUGUUAUUUAUAACUGCAGAACUUGCCUGGGAAUCAUCAAGUUUUUGAGUUUUAUUCAAUACUAGUCCAUACCCGGGGAUGUGUUAUGUAUAGAGGAAUAAGAAAUCAAAAACAGUGUAUUAGAGGAGAUGCAAAAUCAGAGCACUGUAAAUGCACUGUGUAAUAAAUGUUACUGUAAGACAAACAAUGCACACUGUAUUUAGAAACAUGCUUUAUGGCAAAAUACACUGCUCAAAAA
Epinephelus moara (kelp grouper) is the source of this 1721-nucleotide messenger RNA. Its product is annotated as neuromedin-K receptor-like. The transcript is spliced from 5 exons. Bases 56 to 1183 code for a protein of 375 amino acids. The record is from RefSeq and is a predicted model, not a curated record. Gene Ontology annotation, cellular component: sperm midpiece; plasma membrane. NCBI's taxonomy places the organism in Eukaryota, Metazoa, Chordata, Actinopteri, Perciformes, Serranidae. Gene Ontology annotation, biological process: G protein-coupled receptor signaling pathway; positive regulation of flagellated sperm motility. Gene Ontology annotation, molecular function: tachykinin receptor activity.